GGGGGCGAGUGGUGUAGCUUCCACAUAAUUUACUGUCGAAGUGAGCGCCCUCUCUCUUUCUAAGAACGUCUGGGUGAUAAGUGUAUGGUUCUCUUUGUGAGCUAAGGUCAAUCCGACGACUUACACUAAUUGAUAAUACAUCCAUCGAAUUUAAUAACGUUAACAUAAAAUAUGGCAACUGAUGACGAACUUGCUUGCGUUUAUAGCGCUUUGAUUCUUCAAGAUGACGAAGUUGCGAUCACUUCUGAAAAAAUCAACACCAUAUUAAAAGCUGCAAAUGUAUCUGUGGAGCCAUACUGGCCAGGUCUCUUUUCUAAAGCUUUAGAAAAUAUAGAUCUAAAACAGCUUAUUACCAAUGUGGGAUCUGGUGUUGGUGCCGCUCCUGCUGGUGGGGCAGCUGCAGCUUCUGGUGCAGCACCGGCUGAAGCAGCAAAAGAAGAACCUAAGAAAGAAGAAGAACCUGAAGAAUCGGAAGAAGAUGAUGACAUGGGAUUUGGUUUAUUUGAUUAAGCAUCUUUCAGUUGUGGAACCAAAAACUUUGUUUGUCAGAGUUAUAUUUUGUAUGGUUAAGUCAACCUCAUGUCUAAAAUAAAAAGAAUGUACAUUCUGAAA
Messenger RNA from Limulus polyphemus (Atlantic horseshoe crab), 612 nucleotides. It is a transcript of the gene RpLP1, whose product is annotated as 60S acidic ribosomal protein P1-like. Bases 172 to 510 code for a protein of 112 amino acids. Gene Ontology annotation, molecular function: structural constituent of ribosome; ribonucleoprotein complex binding; protein kinase activator activity. Gene Ontology annotation, biological process: cytoplasmic translation; translational elongation. Gene Ontology annotation, cellular component: ribosome; cytosolic large ribosomal subunit. The transcript is spliced from 5 exons. The record is from RefSeq and is a predicted model, not a curated record. NCBI's taxonomy places the organism in Eukaryota, Metazoa, Arthropoda, Merostomata, Xiphosura, Limulidae.